Messenger RNA from Malassezia japonica, 1809 nucleotides. RefSeq lists its product as uncharacterized. The transcript is spliced from 2 exons. Gene Ontology annotation, molecular function: protein binding; chromatin binding. Gene Ontology annotation, biological process: transcription elongation by RNA polymerase II; chromatin remodeling. The record is from RefSeq and is a predicted model, not a curated record. NCBI's taxonomy places the organism in Eukaryota, Fungi, Basidiomycota, Malasseziomycetes, Malasseziales, Malasseziaceae. Gene Ontology annotation, cellular component: RSC-type complex. The coding region runs from base 1 to 1809 and encodes 602 amino acids.
AUGAGCGACGAAGCGGACCCGCUCUACUCGCUGGGCCUGUGCGUCGGGAGCGGCGAGCCUACCCGCGAGCGCUCCGUGUUUCAGACGAAUCAGGACACGGGCUGGGUAUGGUGCCGCGCGCGCGACGCGGAAAACAUGCAUGCCAUGUGCGCGCAAAUAUUGCAUCACGUACGCGACGUGGAGCUCGGCAAUGUCGAGCAGGACGCGGGUGCGGACGACAAGACGCGCGUGCUGAGCGAUCCCUUGGAAGAGUGUCCUGUGCAGGAGCAUAAUCCAGAGUACUACGAGCGUAUUGCACGCCCGACCUCGCUGCAUGCGAUUACGCACCGUAUCGUGCACUGCGAGUACGCGCAGCCGGCGCUGUUUGAGCAGGACAUGCUCCAGCUCUUUUCGAAUGCGCGUACGUGGUAUGGCCUGGGGACGCCGGGCUACAAGGAAAUGAUCACGCUGCAGCGGCUCUACCAGCAGCUGACGCCGUCGAAAGGCGCGCUGCACGACGCGUCGGGCAAGAGCCACGUCAAGGCGCGCGCGACCGACAUUGACGUCGUCGAUGCGCGCCGCUCUGGGGCACACGCGUCGCACUACUUUGCCUCGAGCGCAUACGGGCCGGGAAACGAGCCGAGCGACGCGGCGACCGACGUGCACAAGGCCCUGGAUCACGCCUACUUCAAGGGGCGCGCGUACCGCGCAGGCGACUGGGUGCACCUCAUGAACCCGGUGGAUCCCUCGCGGCCGAUCGUCGGCCAGCUCUUUCGCGUGUACCAAAAAAAGAGCACGCCGGGCAUCUUUGUCACCGCCUGCUGGUACUACCGGCCCGAGCAGACGUCCCACGCAGACUCACGCCUCUUUGCCGAGAACGAGGUGGUAAAGACGGGCGUGUUUGGCGAGCACGCGCUCGAAGAUAUCAUGGAAGAGGUCCUCGUCCUGUUCCACACCAAGUACACGCGGGCCCGUCCGGUGGCCGAGUACAGCACACCGAAUGUCCCGCUGUACAUUGUCGAGUCCAAGUACGACGUGCGCACGCAUGAGUUCCACAAAAUCCAGAGCUGGGCGAGCUGCGUGCCGGUAGACGUGCGUGCAAAGCACACGCCCAUGACCAUCUUUGCCGUGCCGAGCGAGGUGCCGAAGCGCAGCGCGUCGCUGCUCACGAGCAACGUGUACGCGCCCGGCUUUGGCGUGCUUCUCGAGCAUGCGCGGCGCGACGACGAGCCACACGAGUACCGCGACCUGUUUGACACGGGCGUAAGUGCAGCCGAGGCCGCGGCGCCCACGCCGGCCGCGGCGCCUCCGCGCCCCGCCGUCGCAGGCCUGAAUGCGGCGCACCCUGACCGCCUGCGUGCGUACGCCGCAUUUCAUAUGGUCGCGAGCGACGUUGCGCGGCGCACGAGCCCUGCGUCGUACGCGGCCGUGCAGCAGGCGCUGCUCUCCCACCCCGAUGCGACGCACGGCGAGCUGAUUGCGCUGGGCAUGCGCUACAGUGUGCCCGAUGGGCUCAUUGUGCGCCUGCGCGAUGCGGCGCGCAACGCUGGCGUGCUGCACGACGUCGAGGUGAGCCGUGCGCCGAGCGUGCCUGGCCUCGCGCCGGUCUUUGUCGCGCACCGCGCCGAAGGCACGUUUAGCGCGCUGCCCGCUGCGACCCGCGACCUCUUCCGCCAAGAUGCCGAGGGCAAGACGCUGUGGUACGCGGCCCCCCCGCUCAGCGGCUGGAACGGCUCGACGGCGGUCCAGGACGGGACGACGCAGCUCCCCCUGCCUAGUCUGUCCUACAUGUACGAGAUGGUCCGGAAGCAUAGUAAUCCUGUAGAAUAG